CCUCUUCACUUGUUGUUUGCGGUGAAACGAAAUGAGUUCGUCAAAAAACCCCAAGUCACGCCGAUACGACGGAGGAAGAGAAUAGGAGAUUUGUCAACGCCUAAAGCCUCCGAUAAUGGCGUGGAUGCAAAUGAUACAGAGCGCGAGAUCUCUUCUAAGGACAACUCAACCUUCUUCGACUCCAUGCCUCUCCAGAUUCUACUCCAAACCUGCUCCUUAUGCCGUGAAAGUUGGGAUUCCUGAGUUCUUGAGUGGGAUUGGGGGAGGAGUUGAGACUCAUAUAGCUAAACUUGAGACAGAGAUUGGUGAUCUUUCGAAACUGCUUGUGACUCGUACCCUCAGGCUCAAGAAGUGUGGCGUCCCUUGCAAACAUAGGAAACUGAUACUGAAAUACAGCCAGAAGUACAGGCUAGGGCUAUGGAAACCCAGAGCUGACGCUAUAAAGGCCUGAUUGAUUCGUUUCCUCUUUUUGAGUCUCUGUCAUGCUUGGCUUUUGCUACUGAAAUGAGUUGUUCUCAGAAUGGGUCAAGGCAUAGCAAUGUUUACUUUUCUGCAUUCAUGUACUUGUUGUUAUCUCCUUGGGUCUAGAAACAUUAAAGCCAGGCUUGAAAUCCGACAACAGUAGUAGUUUUUUGAAGUAUUGUAUUGGGGCUCUCCCAGUAUCAAGACCGUCUUUUUUUUUGUCGUGUCA
This is a messenger RNA of Brassica rapa (field mustard), 691 nucleotides long. RefSeq lists its product as uncharacterized. The record is from RefSeq and is a predicted model, not a curated record. Lineage: Eukaryota; Viridiplantae; Streptophyta; Magnoliopsida; Brassicales; Brassicaceae.